Halichondria panicea is the source of this 1567-nucleotide messenger RNA. RefSeq names its product sulfide:quinone oxidoreductase, mitochondrial-like. Bases 130 to 1458 code for a protein of 442 amino acids. The transcript has 9 exons. Gene Ontology annotation, cellular component: mitochondrion. The record is from RefSeq and is a predicted model, not a curated record. NCBI's taxonomy places the organism in Eukaryota, Metazoa, Porifera, Demospongiae, Suberitida, Halichondriidae. Gene Ontology annotation, molecular function: sulfide:quinone oxidoreductase activity; FAD binding.
UAAAGGGGGGUGGGGCUGUAGGAGCUCCUGAAAUAAUAGCAUGACAAUCAAACGACCUCUGUACUGUACUCCUACAUACACCAAGGUUGUGUGUAUUCAUUGUAUAGCUAGCUGGAGUGAGUUAUCAUCAUGCUGCUACAGAGAGCUCCUAGGUCUACUUUGAGGAAUGGAUCUGGACUGUUUAAGUCUCUGUUCCAUUCCACUCCGUCUGCCCGUGCUCAGCUAGACCAUACCCACCAGUUUGUGGUGGUGGGGGGUGGUGCAGGAGGUCUAGCUGUAGGGUCAUGGAUACGAAGAAAAUACGGAGAAAACAGUUUAGCAAUUAUCGAGCCUGCCGACACACACUAUUAUCAGCCGAUGUUUACGCUAGUCGGAGGAGGAGCGAAAAAAAUGGACGCCACUGCACGUCCUAUGGCUUCCCUCAUGCCGCCCGAUGCCAAGUGGGUGCGGUCUAGUGUGACAGAGUUCCGCCCCGACGAGAAUUACGUAGUAACAGCGGACGGACAGCGUGUGGGAUAUGAGUAUCUGGUGGUGGCACUAGGACUGGAGGUCAAGUAUGACGGGAUCAAAGGCCUACAACCGCUUCUGGAGGAUCCACAAUCGAUGGUGUCCACGAACUAUUCUCCUUUGUACGCCUCCAAGACGUUUCAGAACAUUCAGAGAUUUACGGGGGGUAACGCAAUAUUCACAAUGCCCCCCCUACCCGUGAAAUGCCCCGGAGCCCCCCAGAAGAUUAUGUACCUGGCCGAGGACUAUUGGAGGAAGCACGGUGUUCGUGACGAGACCACGGUGACGUACAAUACAGCGCUAGGAGUGAUAUUUGGUGUCAAGAAAUAUGCAAAUAGUCUGCUCAAAGUUGUCGAGGAGAGGGACAUUAAAUUGAACUUUCAACGCAAGUGUGUGGAGAUCACAAAGAACGAGGCAAUAUUCGAGAACACGCAGGAAGGAACAAUCGAAACGUAUAAGUACGACUUCCUCCAUGCCAGUCCUCCGCAAGGUCCACUGGCGAUGAUGAAAGGUCAACCAAUCAGUGAUGAGAUAGGUUGGGUUGAUGUAGACAAAACCACCCUCCAACAUAGAAGAUAUCCUAAUGUGUUUGGAAUUGGAGACUGUACGAAUGUGCCCACUAGCAAGACGGCCGCUGCUGUAGCUGCUGAGUCGGCAAUCCUCAAGACUAAUAUAGCGGCAGUUGUGAAAGGGUUAAAUCCAAGUGCUCUGUACGAUGGGUACACCUCCUGCCCACUCAUCACUGGCUAUGGGAAGACCAUACUGGCUGAGUUUGACUUCAACGCCAAUCCUCUCGAGACCUUCCCAUUCGACCAGGGAAAAGAGAGACGGAGUAUGUAUCAUCUAAAGAAAGACGUGAUGCCUGAGCUAUACUGGGAGGGGCUACUCAAGGGACUGUGGGGGGGACCCGCCAUAGCUAGGAAGAUCAUGCAUCUAGGCACGAGGGAGUAAGGAGGACAGUAAGGAGGACACUUCGAGAGACUUGUUUUUAGCAAAUGUAAUUUUGGCUAUAAUUUUAGUAUUAUGUGUAAAUUUUAAUAUCGAAGUUUGUUUUGUAUGA